Molecule: messenger RNA, 192 nt
Organism: Prunus armeniaca (apricot)
Lineage: Eukaryota; Viridiplantae; Streptophyta; Magnoliopsida; Rosales; Rosaceae
Source: the annotation of a GenBank genome assembly
AUGGUUGGAAGCAAGCUCACGAGGAGCAAAACCGUUGCGAUGGCUCAAUCUGUGACGACCCAAAGCUACUCCUCCCAUGAUCCCGCAGCAAACCCUAGCUGCCACACCACAGCAACCACCCUGUGUGAUUGGAACCACCGCGCCGACCUCUACCAUUGUCGUACCAUCUCAAGGUCUCAUGGCCAAAUCUAG